AUGUUUAGAGUAGUAUUGGAAAGGUCCUGUAUAGGACAACUGCGUUGGUUCCACCGGUCGUCCAUUAGAUAUGCUGCUUCGUUAUUCAGGAUGCCGGCAAUGUCGCCUACUAUGACUGAGGGAGGCAUUGUUUCUUGGAAAGUUAAGCCUGGCGACAGUUUCAAUGCAGGCGAUGUUUUGUUGGAAGUUGAAACUGAUAAGGCUACUAUAGAUGUCGAAGCUGCUGACGACGGUAAAAUGUGGGAAAUUUUGGAAAAGGACGGUGCAAAUGGUAUACCAGUUGGUAAACCAAUUGCAUUUCUCGCUGAAGUUGAUGAUGAUUUGAAUAGUUUGGAGAAACCCAAGUUGGAGGAGCAAAAGGAAACAAAAGAGCAACAGAAACCAGAAGAGCAAAAGGAGACAAAAGAGCAACAGAAACCAAAAGAGCAACCGCGUGGGCAAAAGGUGCAAAAUGGUGACUCGGCAGUGACUGUGUCAUCUAAUAUACUUCAAACCCCAAAUCCAAAUCAAAAGUUCUCUCCAUCAGUUGAAUUAUUGUUAAACGAAUAUGAUAUUUCUAAAGAUACCGCAUUGGUUAACAUUAAGGCUUCGGGUCCAAAUGGUAGAAUAUUAAAAGGUGACGUGUUGGCAUAUCUUGGAAAAAUCAACGAAGAUAGUAUAGAAGAUAUUACCAAGUUUUUGAAGUCAAGGCAACAUUUAGAUUUGUCAAAUGUUGUACCUGCCAAACCUUCCACCAAUACAGCCUCCUCUACCACAACCGCCACAACCGCCACAACCGCCGCUGCCACCAAUACAGCCGCUGCCGCCACUACUGGUAAAGAAACUGCAUCAAAGCCAAAACCAACAAAUAUACUCUCAGUCGAAUUAUCUACAAUAGUGGGUGAAAAUCACUCAAAAGACAAAUUCAAACAUGCUUUUGAAAAAUCAAUCCAAUCGGCAAUAAAGUACACUUAUCAACAGAAAUUCCCUCAAUUCGCAAACUCGCCUAGUGAAUCGUCAGUUUACGACAAGUAUGACUUGUUUGAAGAAUUGAUCUCACCAUCAGUUACAAAGAAUAGAUUUGAAGUUUAUGAUAUCAAGUAUAAAUUUUACAGUAAUGACGUUAAGCCCAGAAAAAUUGAAGUUUCUGACUUUGAUGAAAUAUUGGGAACAGGUAAGACGCCAGUGCAAUAUUUACAAACAGAUACAUCAAAUGUUCAAAUCCUGUUUAAAAUUAAGAUUGAUGAAAAAUUACCCGACGCCAGACAAUUUGUUGAGGAGUUUGAAAACUUUUUACUUUCACAAGUUUCAGCUAGUAAAUUAAAAAUCACUAGCUGA
Lodderomyces oxycetoniae is the source of this 1317-nucleotide messenger RNA. It is a transcript of the gene PDX1, whose product is annotated as Pdx1p. Gene Ontology annotation, molecular function: dihydrolipoyllysine-residue acetyltransferase activity. Gene Ontology annotation, biological process: pyruvate decarboxylation to acetyl-CoA. The record is from RefSeq and is a predicted model, not a curated record. The transcript has a single exon. Bases 1 to 1317 code for a protein of 438 amino acids. Lineage: Eukaryota; Fungi; Ascomycota; Pichiomycetes; Serinales; Debaryomycetaceae.